Molecule: messenger RNA, 3645 nt
Organism: Orycteropus afer afer
Lineage: Eukaryota; Metazoa; Chordata; Mammalia; Tubulidentata; Orycteropodidae
Source: RefSeq, a predicted model, not a curated record
AUGGAGCGGCUGCGAGAUGUGCGGACGCGGCUACAGGCGUGGGAGCGCGCGUUCCGGGAGCGGCACGAGCGGCGGCCCGGCAAGGCGGACGUGGCGGCGGCGCCCGAGGAGACCCAGGCACUCUAUCGGGAGUACCGCGUCCUCAAGCAUGUCCUGGGACAGGCGGGCGGCGUCCGGCCCCGCAUCCCUGAGCAGGGAGCUCUCGCGGCGACCCAGGAGGCUCCGGAACCCAGCUGCUGGGGGCCUCACCUGAACCGGGCCGCAACCUGGAGUCCACUCCCUACCGCUGUGCCCAGCACCCAAGGAUCUGUGCGGGACUACGGGAAGAGGCUCAAGGCCAAUCUACAGGGCGCCCUGCAGGCAGAGCCAGCCCUGGGCCGCAUACCUCGGCUUCCGGGAAGACCCUCGUCUGAGACUCUUGCUCUGGGGCUGCCAGACACAGAGGCUGCCCCUGCUUCUCCAGGACUCAGCCCGGUGCCCCCUCAGUGUCCUGGACCCCAGCUGCAGCCAGCCCGGCUUCAGCAGUUACAGUUAUCCCGGAGUCAGCGACUGAACUCUCUGGACCCUGGCUGGCUGCAGCGAUGUCACGAUGGAGCCCCAAAGCUGCUGGGGACUCCUGAGGCCUGUGGGCCUGGCUUGGGCACAGAGGGGCUAUGUAGCCCUGGUGAGGGAUCCCAGCCUCUGAGCCCAGGUGUGCUGGCCACCCCUGGUGCCUGCCAUGGCCUCCAGGCUCCAGUGCUGCUGGAAGCCAACAACAGUGGAUGGAGCACCCAGCCCAGUGAGGAGCAGAGACCGAACCCUGGGGGGUCCCCUUCACAGUGGGGCAGCAGCCAUGUGGAAGCCCAGAGUAAGAACGCUGGGACCACAGAACCUGAGGAAGACCCACUGGAGGAGCCUAUGGGGCAGCAGUCGUCUCGGCGCUGCCACAGUGUUGCAACACCCAGGUCUGUUUUCCAGGAAGGUGGUAACUACGUCAGGCUCAACCUAAAGCAGAAACGCUACGUUCGGGGCCCAGCCCUACGGGGCACUCAUCUCCGAAAGCAGAUGUGGAAACAGAAGCGGCAGAAGAAAGAGUGUUUUGGGGGCAGCCGGCCCAGGGCCCCAGUCAAGGACUCAUGCUUCCGCUGUGGGCAGCUUGGCCACUGGGCUUCCCAGUGCCCCCAGCCAGGGAGGCCCUGCCUGUGGACAGGUCAGUUUGAAGGAACACUUUGCAAAGGUGCACAGCCCCUGCCCACGCUGGAGGCAGUGGCCCGGAAGACAGGGGCUGCCCACUGCAGACUCCCUGUGGGUAAGGACAGUGCACCCGCCAGGCCUGAGCUACUGGGGUCCGUGGAGUCCCACUCAAUCCCCACAGUGCCCCCACUCUACCAACCAGGGCCCUCUGGGCAGGUAGCAGAGACCCCACCUGAGGUGUUCCAGGCCCUGGGGCAACUGGGGCACCAAACCUUCCGGCCUGGGCAAGAACAGGCGGUCAUGCGAAUCCUGUCAGGCAUCUCCACUCUGUUGGUGCUGCCCACGGGCGCCGGGAAGUCCCUGUGCUACCAGCUCCCAGCAUUGCUCUAUGCCCGGCGCAGCCCCUGCUUCACGAUAGUUGUCUCCCCGCUGCUGGCACUCAUGGACGACCAGGUGUCAGGCCUGCCUCCAGGUCUGAAGGCCGCCCGCCUCCACUCAGGCAUGAACAGGAAGCAGCGGGCAGGUGUUCUACAGGAGGUGCAGGCGGCCCAGAUCCACGUGCUCAUGCUGUCACCGGAGGCGCUAACAGGGGCUGAGGUGGGGGGCCAUGCCUGCCUACCCAAGGCCUCCCAGCUGCCACCCGUGGCUUUCGCCUGUAUCGAUGAGGCACACUGCCUCUCACAGUGGUCCCACAAUUUCCGGCCCUGCUACCUACGCGUCUGCAAGGUACUGCGGGAACACAUGGGCGUGCGCUGCUUCCUGGGCCUCACAGCCACUGCCUCUCGCAGCACUGCCCACGACGUGGCCCAGCACCUGGGCAUGGUUGAAGGGCCAGGCCCCAGUGCACUUCCAGCCACCAUCCCCGCCAACCUGCACCUCUCUGUGUCCAUGGACAGAGACCCUGAGAAGGCCCUCGUGACGCUGCUGCAGGGGGACCGGUUCCGCACCCUGGACUCUGUCAUCGUCUACUGCAACAGGCGCGAGGACACAGAGCGGGUCGCCACCCUCCUCCGCACCUGCCUGGCGUCAGCUCCAUCCCACCCACUGUCUCCCUCCCCAGGUGGCGCUCCCGAGGCUGUGGCUGAAGCCUAUCAUGCUGGCAUGUGCAGCCGGGAGCGACAGCGAGUACAGCAGGCCUUCAUGCAGGGCCGGCUGCGUGUGGUGGUGGCCACAGUGGCCUUCGGGAUGGGGCUGGACCGGCCAGACGUGCGGGCUGUGCUGCACCUGGGGCUGCCCCCAAGCUUCGAGAGCUACGUGCAGGCCGUGGGCCGGGCUGGGCGUGAUGGGCAGCCCGCUCACUGCCACCUCUUCCUGCACCCGCAGGGGGAGGAUCUGCGGGAACUGCGUAGACACGUGCACGCCGACGCCGUGGACUUCCUGGCUGUGAAGAGGCUUGUGCUACAGGUGUUCUCACCCUGCUCCUGUGCCCAGCGGCCCCGGGAGCACGGUGGGAGCACAAAGCAGGCUGUGGUCUCAGCAGAGAGCAGGCUGGACAGCAGCCAGGACACAACCCCUGGGUGGAGGAGAUGCUGCCUGGGCCACACACGGGCCCUCUCAGUGGAGCUAACAGAGCAGGCUUUGGACAUGCCCCAGGCGGCCAUCGAGACCUUGCUGUGCUACCUGGAGCUACACCCCCAGCGCUGGCUGGAGCUGCUGCUGCCCACCUACGCCCACUGCCGCCUGCACUGCCCGGGGGGCCCUGCUCAGCUCAGCACCCUGGCCCUCAGGUGUCCCCCUGUGGCUGCUUGUCUGGCCCAGCAGCCACCCAAGGGUACAGGUGGUGGCAGCAGCUCUGUGGAGUUUGAUAUGGUCAAGUUGGCAGACUCCAUGGGCUGGGAGCUGGCCUCCCUGCGGCGGGCCCUGCGCCAGCUGCAGUGGGACCAAGAGCCCGGGUCCAGGGCUCCGCAGAGCACAGGGGUGCUCGUGGAGUUCAAGGAGCUGGCCUUCCACCUGCGCUGCCGUGGGGACCUGAGUGCCGAGGACAAGGACCAGCUCUGUGAGUUCCUACAUGGCCGUGUGCGGGCACGGGAACAGGAGGCCCUUGCCCGCCUGCGCCACACCUUCCAGGCCUUUCACAGCGUGGCCUUCCCCAGCUGCGGACCCUGCCUGGAGCAGCCGGACAACGAGCGCAGCUCCCGGCUCAAGGCCCUGCUCAGACACUACUUUGAGGAGGAGGAGGAGCCGCCGGGGCCGGAGAGCAAGGAGGAGGAGGAGGGCCCAGAGCCAGGGCAGGCCAGACUCCAGGACUGGGAGAACCAGAUCCGCCAGGACAUCCGCCAGCUCCUGUUCCUGUGGCCAGAGGAGAAGUUUUCCAGCAGGGCUGUGGCCCGCAUCUUUCAUGGCAUCGGAAGCCCCUGCUACCCAGCCCAGGUGUAUGGGCGGGACCGGCGCUUCUGGAGGAAGUACCUGCACGUGAACUUCCACGCCCUGAUGCAGCUGGCCACCGAGGAGCUGCUGCUGUGGGGCCGCUGA